Messenger RNA from Saccostrea echinata, 2498 nucleotides. Its product is annotated as BET1 homolog. Lineage: Eukaryota; Metazoa; Mollusca; Bivalvia; Ostreida; Ostreidae. The transcript is spliced from 4 exons. Gene Ontology annotation, cellular component: SNARE complex; Golgi trans cisterna. The record is from RefSeq and is a predicted model, not a curated record. Gene Ontology annotation, biological process: endoplasmic reticulum to Golgi vesicle-mediated transport; vesicle fusion with Golgi apparatus. Gene Ontology annotation, molecular function: SNAP receptor activity. The coding region runs from base 98 to 430 and encodes 110 amino acids.
CAAAGCUACACGUAUAUCGUGACGUAUUACGCAGGAAGUAUCAAGUCUAUGACAGCCUGGCACUGUUUUGAUUUUCAGUUUACAGGGAAAAUCGAAAAUGAGAAGAGCACACGCAAAUAAUGAAGGAGGAUAUUACCAACCAACAGCUCAAAUGCUUGAAUCGGAAAAUGACCGCAGAGAACAGGAGUUGUCAAGCAAAGUGUCAGCCCUAAAAUCAUUGACAAUUGACAUUGGGAAUGAAGUCCGAGAGCAAAAUAAAUUCCUAAAAGAAAUGGAUGAAGAUUAUGAAAAAUCUGGAAAUCUCCUUCAGUUUUCUAUGGGUCGAUUAAAAGCCAUCACAAAAGCCGGGGGACCAAAGCUCUGGUGUUAUAUGUUUCUGUUUUGUUUAUUUGUUUUCUUCCUUAUAUGGGUGAUUGUUAGGUUCAGGUGAUCCAGGUUAGACUACUGGCUUUUUGUUUUGAAUUAUUGUUGUUGCCAAAUCAUAUACACUGAUUUUUACAUUUACUGGUAUAAGACUAGUUCAUAUGAAAGGUUUAAAUGACCCAGGAACUCUGUUACUCACAUUUUUUUCUAAAAAAAAAAAAGCCUUAAUUUAGCCAAUUGUGCAAUGAGAGCAAACUUUUAACACUUAGAAUAAAGGAACAUCUUCCAUGGAAUAUUAUAUACAGUUGAACUUCAAUAUCAUUGAUGUCUUGAAUACCAUGAAUUUAUCAAAGUCAUUUGGAAGUACAAACUACUUUUUGUCAAUGUAUUUUACCCUCAUUGUCUCGAACCCAUGGAUAUCUAAGUUUUUCAUCGGUUCCAUUGAGUUCCAGAUAAUGAAGUUUGACAGUAUAUACAGUCAAACCUUGGAAUUCUGGAAUUGAUGAGGAUGAAAUUUUUUUUUUGAGUGUAAUUUAACAUGUAAGAUGUUGACAGCAUUUUUUUUUCUCAAGUAGAAGAUGUCAGUCAUCAUACAAAUGUUCAUACCAUUGUUUUAUCAUAUUCAACACCAGUAAAUUUUAUCAUUUAAUUUUUAUUUAAAAAUAUUUUUUCAGCAUUUUGUCAAGCAUAAAAUGUUAGUCAAUAUACAUUUUAAAGCCAACAUUUGAUCAUGUUGAUUUAUAUUACAGGUAUUUAUUUAAUUUUUGGUAAAAAUAACAUUUUUGCCAAAGCCAUAUUUCAGUAUUGUGAGGGUUGCUCUGGAAAUUUAUGAACAUAAGACACAUUUUUCAGAGAUUUGUAUGACAGAAAAAAAAGUUGUGUUCAUCAUAAGUAACAUUUAAUUAUCUGCAGUCAUGGUAAAAUUUCAUCCUGCAUGUAAUGUGUUUUCUAACAAUGAUUUGACAUAAGGUUUUUUAAUUUUCUUUCAAAUAUAGCUCAUUUUUGCAAAAUGUCUACCUUGCUGUUUGGUCAAGUCAUUCAAUUCUGAUAUUGUACCUUUUAAAAUGGUCAACAGAGCAGACAAUUCAGACUUUUUACUGAUUUUUUUUUCAAAGCUAGGAAUUAUUGUAUGGUGAACCUCCACACUAAGAGUCAUGUUCUUGGUUGUUCAAUAGUAUUUACGUAUGUGACCACUUGCUCUAUUUUUAUUUUCAAUUAAAAGUGCCAUUCCUGAGGUCAUUGCAGUGCUAAUUGAUAAUGCCAUUAUACACUCAUUUGAAGUAGCAUUGUUGGCCAGUUGAAAAUACAGUUGAACUUCGGUAUCUCGAACACUGAUAUCUCGAAUACCAUGGAUAUGUUGAAGUGAUUUGGAUGUCCCAACCCCUCAUUCUUUUUACCCUUGAUAUCUCGAAUCCCCAGAUAUCUCGAAGUUUUUUUGCAGUCCCAUCAAGUUUGAGAUAAUGAAGUUUAACUGUACAUCACCAGAUCAGUGGCACGUUGAUACUAGAGUUGUGUAGUGAGACCUUUCAGAAUUAUUCCUUGAGUGAUUCCAUACUAUUGUACUAUAAAUCAUAUUUGACAUAGAAUAACUUUGAUUGUUUGUAUAUUUAUGGAGAAUUUUUGUUUUUUGAUUUAAUCUUCAGAAGUUGACUGCUUCAAAAUAGUAUUCCUUGUACAUGUAUAAUCUGCAAUACAUAACAUGCCAUUUAUAGAUAUGUCACUACUGAGUUAGUUUUUGAGAUGUAAAUUAUGUAAAAUAACCAGGCAGGUGAAAAUGUGCAAUCAAGUAAGAUUUAUAAUGUAAAAUUAUCAUUUCAAUUGUGGACUACAGUAAAUAAUCUUUCAUUUGUGUGCUAUGAACAAUGCAAGUUUCAGGAUAAUGUAAAAAUGGCAGAGGCUUUUUGCCAAGUAAAAAGUAAAAAUUGGAAUCUUAUUACUAUAUGUAUGACAAUUUCAUGAAGACAGUAGUCACAAAGGAAAAUUGAAUUAAAAAUUUUUAAACUUUUGUUCACUCCAUUUUACCAUCUCAUUAUUGGUGUGAUGUUUUGCUCAGUGCAUGAGCCUGUAUGUGAUGUUGCCAUGACAUAGUAAUAAAUGAUUUUAUGAAACCUAAAAAGAGGUCUCUUUAAUUUUUU